Trichoplusia ni (cabbage looper) is the source of this 2447-nucleotide messenger RNA. RefSeq names its product SET domain-containing protein SmydA-8 (gene SmydA-5). The coding region runs from base 290 to 1858 and encodes 522 amino acids. The record is from RefSeq and is a predicted model, not a curated record. NCBI's taxonomy places the organism in Eukaryota, Metazoa, Arthropoda, Insecta, Lepidoptera, Noctuidae. The transcript is spliced from 5 exons.
CUUGGGUAAUCUACGGUAAAAUAAUAACAUUAAUUAAAAAUGAAAGCUUGUACAGUAGGUAACUCAUAAGAACGCCAUCUAACGAACAAGUUGGAUACCAAUACUCAACACACUCCACGAGACAGCUUGAAUUAUUGUUGUCUCUAGAUGUCGCUACAAACUUUAGUUUAUUUGAUGAAGGCUAGAUGGCGCUACUAUUCUUACUCUAAAAUUACUUCGCACUCUUUUUGAACUAUUUUUUAAGUCUUUGCAAGUGGCAUUCAGUCUAUAUUCGUGUUAGGUGUUAAAGAUGCCCUUUAAAUUGGCAAAAACCUCUAAUGAUACUGAAAAUGCGAAAAGGUCUGAUGAUCUCGGCAGAUACCUCGUGGCUGCUCAUGACUUGACUCCUGGGGACAUAGUUAUUAAUGAGAAGCCAAUUGUAUUCGGACCAAAAGCUACGCUGGACCCAGAAGCUGUCAUGCCAUGCGUCGGAUGUUAUAUUCCAGUAUCUACUGAGGCUGGGGAAAGAUGUCAGAAGUGUGGUUGGCCAGUUUGUUCGGGCAACUGUCCUGGUUUAAAAGAUCCAAGACAUCACGCAGGCGAAUGUGAAAUUCUUAGCCUUCGUCCCGAAUGUGAAUUGAAUAACAUGGCCGAUUACUACAGGCAUGAUGCUCUGCUCCCGUUAAGAUGUGUGAUGCUGCAGAAGACAGACCCUGAAGGCUGGAACAAGUUGAUGGAGAUGCAGUCUCAUAUAGAAUGUCGGAUGCCAGGCACUGAAGCAUAUGAGGAGGCGAACGAGUUCAUCGUCAAAUACCUGAUCAACAACUUUUUCAGUAAACUAGAUAAAAAAUCUGGAAAAUUACAAGAAGUAACUCCAGAAUUGAUUCACAGAAUAUGUGGAAUCAUAGAUACCAAUGCUCUAGAAAUCCGUUUACCACAAGGAACUGAACUCUUUGCUUUGUAUGUUAACACUUGUAUAAUGGAACAUAGUUGCACUCCAAAUACUAAACACACAUUCACUGUCACUUCAAAAGAUAGAAAUGAACUGUAUAAAAUUACUGCCAAAGCUGUUGUUCCUAUCCUAAAAGAUAGUCAUAUAUCGACAAUGUAUAGCCACGCGUUAUGGGGCACUCAGGCUAGAAGGCAACACCUCAAGGAUGCAAAGUACUUUGCCUGUAAAUGUCCAAGAUGUAGUGAUCCGACAGAACUCGGUACAUAUCUGAGUGCUAUGAAAUGUUUGGGAGAUGGAACCAACCUUUGUGGCGGAACCCAUCUACCUGAAGAUCCCUUAGAUGAUGAAACCGAUUGGGCUUGCGAUAAAUGCUCCGUCAAAGUAAAUAACAUUCAAGUAAACAUGCUGAUAUCUCAAAUGGGGGAAGAAGUCGAAGAUGUACUAAUGAUGGGUGCUUCGAUUAAGGUACUAGAAAAUCUCAUCAAUAAACUGUCAAUGUUUCUGCAUCCUAACCAUUACCACAUGUACUCGUUAAAGCACUCUUUAGUUCAGUUGUAUGGGAGAGAGCCAGGGUACACGUCGAUGGAAAUUUUAGACAAGAAAAUAAAAAUGUGUAGAGACCUUGUUGGUAUAACUAAGACCUUAGACCCUGGAAAUGCUAGACUAAGUUUGUAUAACAGUGUUUUACAACAUGAACUACAUACAGCUCUAGUUAUGAAAUCUUUAUUAAUCAAUGAAGAUCCUAAGGAAAAGAAGAUAGAAAUUAUCAAACCUUUGCUAACUGAAGCGAAGCUAGCAAUAGAAGAUGCUUUACAAAGCCUUAAAGAUGAUAUUGACGAGGAUUCUGGAAAGAAACUGUUCUCCGUAAUAGGAAAUAGCAAGGAUAAGUUUGAUCAAUAUUGCAAUCAAAUAGAAAUUGUGAUUUAAAACAUUUAAUUCCUGUUUACAUACUAAUAGGUUAUUAUUAGUUACAUUAAUAUCUUAAAUUGUAAUAUCACAGACCUUUCUUUAAAAUUAGUAACACAUUUUAAAGCUUUCCACCAGUCAUGUGCGAGGAUGCGUAGCAAGAGAUGUGUUUGCAACGAAUCAAUAGAAUUGCUAUAUUCAUUUCGACUCGGCUAGCAUAAGUCUUAUAGAAAAGACUCAGAGGACAUAGAUUUGCGCAUUUGAAACAAGCAAGGCUUUGCGUCGUACUGAAAGGUUUGAUGUCUGUUGCAAAGCAUCCUUAAAGCCCAUAUCAUUCUCCGUUACACAUCCUCUUAUGACACAUUUUCGUUUCACACUUUUGUUGGAAACCCCACACAUUUUGACACCAUAUCUAGACAUCCUCGCAACAUAUCUGGUGUAAAUACAGAAUAAAGUUAUCACACUGUUUUUAAACUACUUUUUUCAUUAUUUUAAAAUCUCUUACGUAAAAUGUUAAUGACAAAACAACAGCUGUACAAAAGUACUGUAAAAAUUCAACACAAAAUUGUUAAUUAUUAUCUAAGUUUGUAAAUAAAGACUAAGGCAUUAA